AUGGUGACAGCUACAGGUCCACUGACCACAAAGGUGGCGUCAGGGACACCCUAUCAACUUGAAAACAACCAGGUGACCCGAGCCUCAACCGCACUGUUGAAAUUUAUCAAAUCGCAGCAAAAGGAAAAGGAGGAAACAUCAACGAAGAAGACACUUAUUGGAGAUAACGAUGAUGCUUCCGACAACGAAGACAGUCCUGCUGUCAAUGAACCGGUCUGGCUUGUUGUGACAACCAAGAAGCAUGUGGCUGACAAGAACCGUUUGAAACCCGGCACAAUCACCAUUCCACACUCUCUCAAUUCGUCGCCUUCUCUAAGCAUAUGUGUCAUCACUGCCGAUCCGCAGCGUGCGGUCAAGGAAAUCGUUGCUGAUCCUACGUUUCCCUCCACCCUCUCGUCUCGCAUCACCAAAGUCAUUGGUUUCACAAAGCUGAGACAGCGUUAUAAGAGCUUUGAGAGCCGACGCCAGCUACUCGCCGAGCACGAUGUAUUCCUGGCUGAUGACCGGAUCAUCACACGACUGGUCGAGACUCUGGGCAAGAUUUUCUACAAGUCUAGCAAACGGCCCAUUCCCAUUCGCAUAGAACAGAUUGACAAGGUGGACGGCAAAAGAGUGAAGAAGGACGCCAAGAAGAAAAUCUCGAAAGACGAGCGCAAUGCCACGUUCGCAUCACCAAUAGUGGUCGCAAAGGAAAUCGAGAAGGCGCUCAACUCGGCCGCCGUUCACCUUGCCCCUGCUGCUACAACAGCUCUGCGCAUCGGAUCUAGCGGCAUGACGCCCCAGCAGCUGACCGAGAACGUGGGAGCUGUGGUAAAUGGGCUGACAGAGAAAUUCAUUACCAAAGGCUGGCGAAAUGUGAAAGCAAUUCACAUAAAGGGCCCCACUACGAUGGCCAUGCCCAUUUGGCUUGCGAGUGAAUUAUGGGUCGACGAGACUGAUGUCUUGGAAAAUGUCGAAAACGAGUCGAAGCAGAUUGAGGAUGGCAAGGCCGACAAGAAGAGAAAGACUUCGGAAGAGGAAGAAACCACCCAGAAGGUCUCCAAGAAAAGCAAGAAGUCGAAAGGUGCAGAUGACAAUGAAGAUUCUGCAAGGAAAGAGAAGCUUCGCAAGCAAAAAGCUCGAGCUCUUGAGGACCAAUAG
This is a messenger RNA of Talaromyces rugulosus, 1140 nucleotides long. RefSeq lists its product as uncharacterized. Lineage: Eukaryota; Fungi; Ascomycota; Eurotiomycetes; Eurotiales; Trichocomaceae. The transcript has 2 exons. The record is from RefSeq and is a predicted model, not a curated record. The coding region runs from base 1 to 1140 and encodes 379 amino acids.